Messenger RNA from Prunus armeniaca (apricot), 2373 nucleotides. Lineage: Eukaryota; Viridiplantae; Streptophyta; Magnoliopsida; Rosales; Rosaceae. The record is from the annotation of a GenBank genome assembly.
AUGAUAUUGGACGGGAUCGGAGACGAAGAGAAAUGGCUGGCAGAAGGAAUCGCCGGCAUUCAACAUCAUGCCUUUUACAUGCAUCGUGCUCUGGACGCGAACAAUCUCAGAGACGCUCUCAAAUACUCGGCCCUGAUGCUGUCUGAGCUCCGAACCUCGAGGCUUUCGCCUCACAAAUACUACGAUCUCUAUAUGCGAGCCUUCGAUGAAUUGAGGAAGCUGGAGAUGUUCUUCAAGGACGAGAGCAGACAUGGUGUUUCGAUUGUUGAUCUCUACGAACUUGUUCAGCAUGCUGGCAACAUCUUACCGAGAUUGUAUCUCCUAUGUACGGUAGGUUCUGUGUACAUUAAAUCUAAGGAAGCACCUGCCAAGGAUGUGCUUAAAGAUCUUGUGGAAAUGUGUCGUGCCAUUCAACAUCCAAUGCGUGGGCUCUUUCUAAGAAGCUAUCUUUCUCAAGUCAGUAGAGAUAAGUUACCUGAUAUUGGUUCUGAGUAUGAAGGAGAUGCUGACACUGUCAUGGAUGCUGUAGAUUUUGUGCUACAGAAUUUCACAGAGAUGAAUAAGCUUUGGGUUCGAAUGCUUUAUCAGGGACCUGGUCGGGUGAGAGAGAAGCAUGAAAAGGAAAGAAGUGAACUUCGUGAUCUUGUUGGGAAAAAUCUACAUGUUCUCAGUCAGAUAGAGGGCGUGGAACUUGAAUUGUACAAAGACACUGUUCUUCCCAGAGUAUUAGAACAGGUUAUCAACUGUAAAGAUGAGCUGGCCCAAUAUUAUUUGAUGGAUUGCAUAAUCCAGGUCUUUCCAGAUGAGUACCACUUGCAGACACUGGAGACAUUAUUGGCUGCAUUCCCCCAGCUUCAGCCAACAGUUGAUAUCAAGACUGUGUUAUCUCAAUUAAUGGAGAGGUUAUCAAAUUAUGCUGCGUCAAGCACAGAUGUAUUACCUGAAUUUCUUCAAGUGGAAGCCUUCUCUAAAUUAAGCAGUGCUAUUGGGAGGGUGAUAGAAGCACAGAUUGACAUGCCUAUUGUUGGAUCCAUAUCUCUUUAUGUCUCUCUUCUUACAUUUACACUCCGUGUUCAUCCUGAUCGCCUUGAUUAUGUGGAUCAAGUACUGGGAGCAUGUGUUAAGAAGCUAUCUGGAACAACCAAGCUUGAAGACAAUAGAGCCAUAAAACAGGUUGUUGCGCUGUUAAGUGCUCCCUUGGAAAAAUAUGAUGACAUUGUUACAGCCCUCACACUUUCUAAUUAUCCUCGAGUUAUGGAUCAUCUUGAUAAUGGAACAAAUAAAGUCAUGGCAGUGGUCAUUAUUCAAAGCAUUAUGAAAAACAAUUCUUGUAUCUCCACUGCUGAUAAGGUGGAGGUGUUGUUUGAAUUAAUUAAAGGACUCAUCAAGGAUUUGGAUUGUACUUCUGCAGAUGAGCUUGAUGAGGAGGAUUUUGGAGAGGAACAAAAUUCUGUUGCUCGCCUUAUACACAUGCUUUAUAAUGAUGAUCCAGAGGAAAUGUUAAAGAUCUUAUGUACGGUCAAGAAGCACAUAAUGAGUGGAGGACCAAAGCGCCUACCUUUUACUGUUCCUCCUCUUAUAUUAUCUGCACUCAAGUUGGUUAGGCGGCUGCAAGGUCAGGAUGGAGAGGUAGUCGGAGAAGAGAUGCCUGCCACACCGAAGAAAAUUUUUCAGAUUUUAAAUCAGACUAUUGAAGCUCUUUCCUCAGUUCCAUCUCCUGAACUGGCGUUAAGGUUGUACUUGGAAUGUGCUGAGGCUGCUAAUGACUGUGAUCUUGAACCUGUUGCUUAUGAAUUCUUCACUCAGGCAUUUGUAUUAUAUGAAGAAGAAGUUGCGGAUUCCAAAGCCCAGGUGACUGCAAUACAUCUCAUUAUUGGGACUCUCCAGAGGAUGAAUGUAUUUGGCGUUGAGAACAGGGAUACUUUAACACACAAGGCCACAGGGUAUUCAGCAAAGCUUUUGAAGAAACCUGAUCAGUGCCGAGCGGUGUACGCAUGUUCACAUCUUUUUUGGGUUGAUGAUCAGGAUGGUGUUAAAGAUGGAGAAAGGGUCUUGCUUUGUUUAAAGCGUGCCUUGAGAAUUGCAAAUGCUGCUCAACAGAUGGCCAGCGUAACUCGGGGUAGCAGUGGGCCAGUCACGCUUUUUGUUGAGAUACUGAACAAGUACCUCUACUUCUUUGAGAAAGGAAACCCCCAGAUUACAAGUGCUGCAAUCCAGGGAUUGGUGGAGUUAAUUAAAACUGAGAUGCAAAGCGACUCUGCAAAUGUGAGUCCAGCCCCAGAUGCUUUUUUCAGCAGCACAUUGCGGUACAUACAGUUCCAGAAACAGAAAGGUGGGGUAAUGGGCGAGAAAUAUGCCCCUAUCAAGGUCUGA